AUGUCAUCUAACGUUUCAAGUGCAAGUGACGCCACAUCAAAUCUUCCGACAGUUGAACAAGUGAAGGAAUGGAGUCGAGAUGUCGUUAAAGCGUUUUUACAAGGGAACAAAACUAGAUUAGAUCUUGAUGACAGUGAUAUCGAUAAAAUAUAUACUCAGAGGGUUAGGGGUAGUACUUUCCUGGAUUUUACUGCAGUUGAUUAUGAGAGAUGGGGGAUACCGGGUAGUCCAGCUAAGGAAAUCGAAAAGUUGAUUAAUAAAAUUAAAGGAGGUAUUGAUACGGAAACUGAGAAAGGCAAACGGGUAAUAACUCAUAGUGCAGAAAUGGAUUUCCCACUCCAACUGACCCAAAUUCGUAGACGAAAUUCACAUGGAAAGUUUCAGAAACCACCCAACCUUUCAGGCGCAAAACCAAGUGAGGAUGAAAUACAAGAAUACUUUAUAGAUGAAUGUACGGCAUUAAAAUCAUUACCAGAGAUACAACUUUAUGUUGGAGAUACAUAUUCUACACCAUUGCUGGAUACUCGAAAACCAGAUUUUGUAUUUGUUCAAAAAGGAAGGCCUCUAGAUCCAUUGAAUGUUGUAGCUGUCGGUGAAAUAAGAAAGCGAACCGGUAAUCAUUUUAAAAAUGCUGAUAUAGGACACGCAGUAGCUUUUGGUGAAAAAGUGCUCCAGCUUCAACCACGACGACAGCAUGUAUACGCGCUGGGAUGGAUUGAACCUUCAAUAAAUCUUGAUGGAACUAUUGUAACAUUGGUUCGAUCUAUUAGUUCAGGUAGAACUAGCAUUGUAUAUGAGGGAAUUCUUGAGAAUAGUGAAAGUUCUGUAGUCGUAAAAAAAGCCAAAAAUGAAGAAUACUUAUCUUGCUUUAUCAACGAAAAGAAUGCAUUGACUAGACUGUCGGAUCUGAAUUCGCCUUAUCUUCCAAAACUCCUUCUGAGCAAUGACGAUACUCUUGUUAUGACUCCUCUAUGCACUAAAAUCAAUAACCUACAAAUUGAAGAUAUUGAAAACAUCGUUGAAACCCUUAAAAUAGUACAUUCUAAUUUCCAGCUUGUACAUAUGGACCUUCGAAAGUAUAACUUGCUUCGUGAUGAUGCUGGCAAUAUUUUAAUUACUGACUGGGGAUAUAGUAAAACACAAGGUGAAAAUUCGCCAUUUGCAGGAGCUCUUGAAUGCAUGCCCGACAAUGUUCUUAGAUCAUUACUUAAUGAUGAACAAAUUAAUUAUGAUCCAACAAUUGAUUUGAUAUUGCAAGAUAUAUUAGAUUUUUGGGCUGUUAAUGGAAAAUCCGAAUGGUGGAAUACAAUUAGUUCUGAUGCCAAGAAUUUGAAUUAUGUUAAAUUACUUGAAGAUAUUAAAAAGUUGUUUUGA
This is a messenger RNA of Racocetra fulgida, 1374 nucleotides long. NCBI's taxonomy places the organism in Eukaryota, Fungi, Glomeromycota, Glomeromycetes, Diversisporales, Gigasporaceae. The record is from the annotation of a GenBank genome assembly.